This is a messenger RNA of Prosopis cineraria, 1845 nucleotides long. Its product is annotated as probable E3 ubiquitin-protein ligase LOG2. The transcript is spliced from 3 exons. Bases 426 to 1529 code for a protein of 367 amino acids. NCBI's taxonomy places the organism in Eukaryota, Viridiplantae, Streptophyta, Magnoliopsida, Fabales, Fabaceae. Gene Ontology annotation, biological process: protein ubiquitination. Gene Ontology annotation, molecular function: ubiquitin protein ligase activity. The record is from RefSeq and is a predicted model, not a curated record.
CUGUGUGAGGAUUCGCUCUCCUUAUUCUUUCCUAGUUUGUCUACUUCUCCCUACUCCGAUUUCCCUCCGCAUUCCUUCAAAUUCUCGAUUCUUCCCUGUCUCCGUCAUCCCUCUCGUUCCCGGUUUUUACCUCAACACUCUUUGCGCUCGUGAUCCCUCGCUCCAUCUGAAUUUCCCCCACCCUUUUUAUGCUGACUUCCCUCCUCUUCCGCUAUUUUAUUACACUCCGUUUUUCUUCUUCUUCGUGCUCACCGGUUUUGAUGUCCCGUGUCCGCUAGGAAAGAGGAUAAAGGAACUAAAUUUACGCGUUUAUGCCGGUGUACCCCAGGCUCUCUCGGAGAAUCAGCGCGGGCAAUUUUGGGUAAAUUAGGGCUUUGGGUAUUUUUCUUCACAUUUAGCAGCCCGGGAAGUGGUCUCUCGUUUCCAUGGGUAACAUUGGAAGUAGUAGCGUUAAUAACAACCGCCGUAGGCACAGCGCAAGUGGGAGACGGAGUCAUCCGCCUCCCCCUCCGCCGGUGACCCCACAGCCGGAAAUCACGGCCAACCGAUUCGUCUAUCCUCCCGCUCCGCCCUAUCCAUCGCAAUUCUCAAACACGAAUCCCCCACCGUAUUACCAGUACCCAGGUUUCUAUCCCCCACCUCCAACGACUAUGCCGGUUCCUCUGCCACCUCCGUACGAUCAGCAUCAUCGCAUGGGGUCUCAUCCGCCUAUGGACCCGGCAUGGAUGGGCGGACGUUACCCUUGUGGCCCUGCAAUGCCUCCGCCCGCGCCCUACGUGGAGCAUCAGAAGGCGGUUACGAUCAGGAACGAUGUUAAUAUUAAGAAGGAGACUCUGAGGAUUGAGCCCGAUGAGGAAAAUCCGGGGCGGUUCCUUGUGGUAUUCACAUUUGAUGCCACUGUGGCCGGGAGCAUCACCAUACUUUUCUUUGCAAAAGAAGGUGAUGGCUGCAUUCUUACGCCGACAAAGGAAAAUCUUCUAGCACCUGUAACCGUGCAAUUUGAGCAAGGUCUUGGCCAGAAGUUUAGGCAGCCAGCUGGAACUGGUAUUGACUUUUCGAUGUUUGAGGAAUCGGAAUUGUUAAGAAGUGACAUGGAUGUUUACCCUCUAGCAGUAAAGGCAGAUGCAUCCUCUGGUAAUCAUGAAGGAUCAAAUGAAACUCUUACAUCUGGUGGCACAAACUCUCAGGUUACUCAAGCAGUCUUUGAGAAAGGGAAAGGAGAGUUCCAAGUGAGGGUAAUCAAGCAGAUCUUGUGGGUGAAUGGGAUGAGGUAUGAGUUGCAGGAGAUAUAUGGUAUUGGAAACUCAGUGGAGAAUGACUUCGAUGGAAAUGACCCAGGGAAAGAGUGUGUCAUCUGCUUAUCGGAGCCUCAGGAUACAACUGUUCUGCCCUGUCGACACAUGUGCAUGUGUAGCGGAUGUGCGAAAGUUCUGAGGUUCCAGACAAACAGGUGCCCGAUUUGCAGACAGCCAGUUGAGAGGCUUUUGGAGAUAAAGAUCAACAACGGGCCUGAAGAGACAACAAUGUAAGCGUGUAAAGAUUCCUGUACAGUACAGCCCACCGUUAUAAGUGCUUCUCCUCCAUCCUAUUUCCAUGAUUUGCCCCCUGCGUCUUUUGGCUUUAACAAUAAUUGAAAUGGAAAUGAUACGCGGUUUAACGCACGGGAUGGUAUUGCGCAUGGCCUAUAUUAUAUGAGACUGCCCCCGCCAUGAUUGUUUGGCUUUGCUUCCAAAUGUUUUCCCAUGGAAAUAAAUAACAAUUGGUGUUUUUCUUUGGGUGACUGUAGUUUGUUCCACACAUAUUUUGUAGUGUUUCAAGUGUUGAUAUCCUAGUUUGAUUUAGUCA